Molecule: messenger RNA, 1714 nt
Organism: Vicia villosa (hairy vetch)
Lineage: Eukaryota; Viridiplantae; Streptophyta; Magnoliopsida; Fabales; Fabaceae
Product: pentatricopeptide repeat-containing protein At1g07740, mitochondrial-like
Exons: 1
Coding region: 211-1575 (454 amino acids)
Molecular function (GO): protein binding
Source: RefSeq, a predicted model, not a curated record
UGAAAUUGCCAAGAAUCUAUAGAGAGAGGUAUGUAUCUUUUUUAUUCUUAAAAAUACUUUUACAACACAACAACGAAGAUCCCACAUCAGCAAAUACCUCCAUCCUUCUUCAAAUCUUAGAUUUUUUAGUAAAUGCCUCCUUCCUUCUUCAAAUCUUCGAUUUUUUGAACUGAAAAACAAACUGAUAAGGAUUUCUCCCUGCCCGAUUGAAUGAUGUAUCGAAGAACCAAAUCAAUUAAUCACAAUCUCUUACGCCAUUAUCUUUACGCUAAAAACAAUGCACAAACCUCAUUCCACACUCAAACCCAAACCCAAACCCCAACUUCAAAUCUCCGAAACCGCAAACACAUUCCUUUCAUAACCGAAAUCAAACAAAUUCAAACCUCAGAAGAAGCUUUAUCUCUCUUCCACCACUACACCCAACUCGGUCACAAACACUAUUACCCUUCCUACGCCGCAUUGCUCUACAAACUCGCUCGUUCUAGAAACUUCCAAGCCGUUGAAACCAUACUCCAACACAUGAAAGACACCGAUAUUCAAUGCAAUGAGACCCUUUUCAUUGCUCUGUUUCAACACUACGGUCCAGUGAAAGCCAUUGAGCUCUUUCGUUCCAUGAAGGAGUUCAAUUGUGUGAGGACAUUGCAGUCGUUGAAUGCGCUUCUUAAUGUUUUAGUUGAUGGUUGUAUGUUUGAUGAGGCUAAUGAUGCUUUUGAUCGAUCCUAUGAAAUGGGGUUUCGUCCGAAUACGGUUACGUUUAAUAUUAUGAUAAAGGGUUGGUUGAGGAAAGGCGAAUGGGAGAAAGCAUGUGAGGUGUUUGAUGAAAUGCUUGAGAGGAAAGUGCAGCCGAGUGUUGUUACUUAUAAUAGUUUUGUUGGGUUUUUGUCUAGGAAGGGGGAUUUGGAUAAAGCUAUGAUUUUGGUUGAGGAUAUGAGGCGGAAAGGGAAGCGUGCGAAUGGAGUGACGUACGCACUUUUGAUGGAAGGUUUGUGUUGUGUGGGGAAGUACGAGGAGGCUAAGAAGCUUAUGUUUGAUAUGGCGUAUCGUGGAUGUAAGCCUCAGGUUGUGAAUUUUUCUGUUUUGAUGAAUGAUCUUGGGAAGAGAGGGAAGAUUGAUGAGGCGAUGGUUUUGCUUCGGGAGAUGAGAAAGAGGCGGCUUAAGCCGGAUGUUGUGACUUAUAAUGUAUUUGUAAAUUAUCUUUGCAAGGAAGGGAAGACGGAGGAAGCUUAUAAAGUGUUAAUCGAGAUGCAGAUUGGCGGUUGUCUUCCAAAUGCAGCUACAUAUAGGAUGAUGCUUGAUGGUUUGUGUCGGAAUGGAGAUUUUGAGGUGGGGCUGAAUGUUUUGAAUGCGAUGUUGGCGAGUAGACAUUGCCCGCAAUCUGAAACGUUCAAUUGUUUGGUUGUUGGGCUGUUGAAGUCUGGGAAUAUUGAUGGUGGAUGCUUUGUUUUGGAAGAGAUGGAGAAGAGGAAGGUAGAUUUUGAUUUGGAUAGCUGGGAAACUGUGAUUAAGCAUGCUUGCAGCGAGGAUAAUAACGGUAAAAGUACGCUUUUGAAUAUACUUUCAUCUCUGUCCAUCUAAUGCAAUCAAAAUUAGAAUUGUAAUAUACCAGAUAAGAAAUGAACAAUAUUGUUGUAAACUUGCUUUACCAAUUCAUAAUUAUUUUGAAAUAAUGAAUUUUAAUAGUAUAUGUUUAUAUAAUUUUCAAUAAGCCAACUGA